Molecule: messenger RNA, 729 nt
Organism: Physella acuta
Lineage: Eukaryota; Metazoa; Mollusca; Gastropoda; Physidae
Source: RefSeq, a predicted model, not a curated record
AUGUUGUAUCCAGUGACCAUAGAAGAGAUCCAGUCUCUGCUACACAAGCUAGACGUCACUGACGCAACAACGAGUUCACUAGAAAGAAAAUAUCUCCAGAUAGAAGAAAAUAUCAACACAGUCAAUGAUAAACUCACACGUUUUGAAGGCAAGCAAAAAUCUCAAGCAAAGAAAUCAAAACAACAAGACAGAAGGGUAGCUGAAAUAGAGAAAAACUUGGAUGUGUUGACAGAAAAAGUAGAAGAACAAUAUAACGCGACACAAAGACAUUCUGAUAACAUGAGGCAAAUGAUGACGUCAAUACAAGAAAUAAAUGAAGCUAGCUGCGACAACAAGAAACACAUAGAAGAGUUAAGUGUGGUCACUAAAGAUCUGGUCAAGAAAACAAAUGAUAAUGAAACUUCUGUCCAAGAAAUAUCAGAAAGUUUGUCUAGAACUGAUGAAAAAUUAACAAAUGGGGAAUUAAAGACUGGAGCCAUGUGUCAAGUACUGGCAAAACGAUUUUCACAAUUUGAGUCUUUACAAAAACUCUUCAGUCAACUGAUGAAAUUAAGAGAACAAAACGCUGUUCAGUUAACUGAAAAGCUCAAUGCAUUAGUACGUCCACCCGGUAACUAUGUUGCUGCUAUUCCUGUAGAUGCAACUGUUACAGGAAAGUCCCCUGGCUCUGAUGGUAUGGAUCAGAGUUUUAUAGACAAAGGUUUUCCCUGUUCCUGUCGGACCAUCUAA